Psilocybe cubensis is the source of this 4662-nucleotide messenger RNA. RefSeq lists its product as uncharacterized. The coding region runs from base 1 to 4662 and encodes 1553 amino acids. The transcript has 31 exons. Gene Ontology annotation, molecular function: ATP binding; RNA binding; RNA helicase activity. NCBI's taxonomy places the organism in Eukaryota, Fungi, Basidiomycota, Agaricomycetes, Agaricales, Agrocybaceae. The record is from RefSeq and is a predicted model, not a curated record. Gene Ontology annotation, biological process: mRNA splicing, via spliceosome; mRNA export from nucleus; protein phosphorylation.
AUGAGCGCACACGAUAAUGAAGACCUUAUUGACUACGAGGAAGAUCAUGAUGUUCCAAAUGUUGGAACAACAGGAGCUUCCAACGGUGGAGUGGCGACGGGCACCAGUGAGGCUGAAGGAAAGGACAAGAAAAACUUUUCUGGCAUUCAUUCGACUGGUUUCCGAGAUUUCCUUCUCAAACCUGAGUUGUUGCGCGCCAUUAGCGACCUUGGCUUUGAGCAUCCUUCUGAAGUGCAGCAAGAGUGUAUUCCCCAAGCCGUUUUGGGCAUGGACGUGCUUUGCCAAGCAAAGUCUGGUCACGGCAAGACAGCUGUCUUUGUCCUGGCCACUUUGCAGCAACUAGAACCCGUAAAUGGUGAAGUUUCCGUCAUGGUACUCUGCCAUACCCGGGAGCUUGCAUUCCAAAUAAAAAACGAAUACACGCGCUUCGCCAAGUACAUGCCCGAUGUGCGCGUCAGCACAUUCUAUGGCGGUACCCCUGUACAAAAGGAUGCCGACAUUCUGCGCGACAAGUCGAAAUGCCCUCAUAUCGUCGUCGCUACUCCUGGUCGCCUGAACGCCCUAACUAGGGAGAAGUACCUCGACGCAAAAAACGUGAAACAUUUUGUUUUGGAUGAGUGCGAUAAAAUGCUCGAACAGCUUGACAUGCGCCGCGAUGUUCAAGAAAUUUUUCGAACGACGCCCCAUCACAAGCAGGUCAUGAUGUUCAGCGCAACGUUGGCGAAGGAUAUAAGGGCGACAUGCAAGAAAUUUAUGGCAAAUCCAUUGGAGAUAUUUGUAGACGAUGAAACCAAGUUGACCCUUCACGGUCUCCAACAACAUUAUGUCAAACUUGAAGAAGUUGGAAAAAACAGGAAACUUAACGAACUCCUUGAUUCCCUCGAAUUCAAUCAGGUCGUUAUAUUCGUUAAAUCUGUCGCCCGUGCCAUUGAACUCGACAAAUUGCUGGUCUCUUGCAACUUUCCUAGUAUUAGUAUUCACUCUGGGCUUCAACAAGAAGAGCGUAUUAACCGAUAUACUGCUUUUAAGGCCUUUGAAAAGCGCAUUUUGGUUGCUACUGAUAUUUUUGGACGUGGUAUUGAUGUUGAGCGUGUCAACAUUGUCAUCAAUUAUGAUUGUCCUCCUGAUGCUGACAGUUACCUCCACCGUGUUGGGCGUGCUGGACGUUUUGGCACGAAAGGGCUUGCAAUCACCUUUGUUUCUUCUGAAAGUGACCAGCAAGUUAUGUCAGCGAUUCAGUCGCGCUUCGAGGUCGCUGUCCCUGAGCUACCUGAUCACAUUGAUCCCGCAAGCUACAAUCGGCGACUAAUGAGGAAGAAACUCGUGCAACCUUCUUUCCCCACAUUGUAUUUCAGAGAUGGCGUUCUUUCCAUACCUGGGUAUACAUUUGAAAAGGCGGUGUCAUGGCAAGACACUGGAAGUAUGACUAUUUUGGCAGAGGGUAAUAGCUUAAAGGAUGGUUCAAAUGUCCUGGCUAAGAUAGCUCCCGCUCAAUCCAACGGCUCAAUGUGUUUGGAAAGAGAAGCUCACAUAUUAGGACGGAUGGCUUCGUCCUCGGAAGGUCACAGUACCUCCCUCCGUAUGAUUGAUUUUCUCAAGAUACCUCGGGACAAUGGAGAUUGUGUUGUUCUUCUUCUUGUGCAUCCUGGGCUUAACCUCCUUGGGCGAUAUUUACCGCCUUCCAAAGUCAACGACUUGUUACUUUCUGACGUAUCGCGCCCAAAGUCCACGCCUAGCCACGGUGAUGUCUAUAUGCUAGGUCUCGAGGAGCCUGAUCUAGCUGAAGAAAUGGAGGCUUUUGAUAUCAUGGAUCUUGCUUCAUUCUUGGAAGCAGGUUUAGUUCAUCGUGAAGUGCGAGCCAACGCGUUCCAUUUGAACUCCCACUCUGGAUCUGUCCGUCUAGUUCAUUUUGGAAAUCGCGCUAUCUCAUUGGAAAACUUUGGGUCACCAUCUUCUCUUGUCCUGAGGGCUUAUGAAGAAUCCGAAAAACUGAAGAUCAAAGAAGCUCUUUGUUAUCUUGCGCCUGAACAAACAGGUAGCAUUGAAACGAUGGCUCAAGACCACAGAACUGAUCUUUACUCUCUUGGGAUUCUUUUUUGGACAUUGCUUGUUGGUCGAGGGCAAAUGCCAUUCGAAGGAGGUGCUCUUGAGCUUCUGCACUCCAUUGUGCAGAAAAGACCUAUGCCAGUGCACGAAGUUAGGCGCGAUGUUCCUCAAGUGCUCGCCAAUGUUAUAGAUAAGCUUCUGGCAAAAAAUCCCGACUUACGAUACCAGAGUGCUUACGGUCUGAAGACUGAUUUGAUUCAAUGCCAGGAACGUCUUCUGGCUACAGUUUCCUCAUCCUCAGACGAAUCUACAGAACUUAUUCCUACUUUUGAAAUUGCCAAGGAAGAUCGUUUUAUAGAAUUUACAAUGCCGCUUGCGCUGUUUGGCAGAGAAAAGGAACUGGAAUUGAUAAAAAACGUUAUCCGAAGCGUAUCAACCAGUUUUUCAAAACAUUUCUCUGCCAGUAAAGGAUACUUUGCUCUAACAACAAGCACAAAUCAGUCGUUAAAUCAUGAUGAUAAUCAAGAAUCAAUAUCUUCACGCAGCGAUUCUCCAUAUAACUCCGUGUCGACUUCCAGUCCUAGAGCAUUGGCAUUUACUGAAUCAUCUCUGUAUGACCAUUCGACGUCGUUGUCUUUGAGCCCAUCAAUACACUCUGGGGAAGCAUUGCGCAAGGUUAUGUUACGGAGCCGAAACCGUGUCUCACGGACUCAGACUGUCGUCGUCGUUGGUCCCGCCGGGAUUGGCAAGAGUUCCAUAAUCCUUGCAAACCAAGCAAAGUGGAGAUCUCAUGGCCUUUGGGGCCAGGCCAAAUUCCAGAGCGCGGAUUCUGCACCUUUUGCGGCCCUGUUAGGAUGUCUUUCAUCUGUAUUACGCCAAUUGAUGGUGUUUCAUACUGACCUUCAUCGGUUUGUCAAUGCAUUGCGUGAAAGACUCGGCCCACAACUUCAAAAUGUUCCACUCCUUUACCAAGGCACACCUGAGCUCAAAGAUGUUUUAGGUUUAUUUGAUAUACACCUAGAGAACCCUCAAGAACCUUUAAAUACCCGGGAACUCCGGGCAAGGUUCCAAUCUUUAGUUGAAAACGUUUUUACCGUCAUUGCAGAGACGCGUUUGUUUGCAUUGUUUCUUGAUGAUCUGCACGAAGCAGAUCAAUCGACGCUAGACCUUGUAUCUACUUUGGUUAAUUCAAGAUCUAGAAUGCUGGUAUUUGCGACACUACGGUCAGACAAAGCUGAAAUAGUCCAGCAUGUCAGAGACAUGCUCAGCAGUCGUUCGAGAACUACUUGGAUUGAAGUUGAACCCUUGACAUUACCUGCCAUUUCUCUACUGGUUUCGAAAACACUUCACCGCUCUAUCGAAGAAUGUCAACCUUUGUCACAGUUCGUGCUGGGAGCCUCAUCAGGAAAUGCAUUUUCAGCACGCAGCAUCUUGACUACGCUUCAGCGCCAGCAUUUGAUCACCUUCAAUUGGGAGCGCAAUCAUUGGCUUUAUGACAUGCCGGCUAUAGAAAGAAGUCUUGACAGUCAAAAGACUGCUGAUCCCACUGAACUCACGUUUUUAAUAAAACAUCUCCGUGAGCUUCCUGAAGAAGCCAGGAAAUACCUUCUAUGGGCCGCUUUUUUUGGGGAAACUUUCAAAGUUACAGAAGUGGCGUUGAUGAUGGAUUGGGAGGACUCUAACGGGCAUAGUGGACCUGAUGACGACGUCGACGUCGACAUCAUGUGGAGCCUUCACCGAGCCGUUACAAAUCUCCGUGAAGCUGGAACAGGAAACAGUCACAGAUCAAUGCGUGGUCUUCAACUGGCCCUGACAGAAGGCUGGUUGAUAACCAGAGCUAGAGAUAUGUGUAGCUUUGCACAUGAUCGAUAUCGUCAAGCAGCACAAGCUGAAGUAGAGUCCCUCACGCAAGAGUCUAUCGCGAAAAUGUCAUUCAGAAUUGUAUUGAUGAUGCUACAUGAAACGCCUGUGGAUGUAUAUCGAAUCGCGGAGCAUGCAAAACGGUGCCUGAACCUUUUGCAUGACCAUCCUAAACGUGAUGAACUACUCAAUGUCAUGAUCGAUGCAGGAGAGUCUGCCUGGGCACGCGGCGCUCAUGAAUUAGCAAUUCAAUCAUUUAUCAGUGCGAGGAGUUUGCUCGAGAACAACGCCUGGGUAGAGAAACCGAAUCGAACGUUCAAAUUGUUAUCUCGGCUUGGGGCUUUGUAUACAUGGAAAGGCGAGUUUGAUGCUCCCAUUUUCGUAAUAAAUAACCCUGAAGAUACCACAGGCGAUUUGGCUGCAUCGGAUUCAAUAUUGAGCGACUGCUUCCACCAUAGCAAACAACCAGAAGACAAGGCUAAUAUACUUCGCUUACGUGCACGAAAUAAAUGGCUUAAAGGAAGUUAUGCGGAUGCGCUAAACGAUACUUUGCUGGCUCUGAAAGUCCUUGGCAUUGAAGUCAACCUAUCACCUACCCGUAGGCAGGCUGAUGUCAUGUUUGAAGAAGUCAAAAAUGAAAUUCUGGCGGUCGGGUUUGACGAAAUAUUGAUGAUCCCAAGAACUACAGAUCCUCGGACAGAGCUUGCUGUUGGUUUAUUGAACGAUGCUGGUGAGUUUCUCCACUCCAUCGACUAA